AAUAAAAUUGUAAUUGUUAGUUUGUUAGUUUCCAUUUUUGACAUGACUGUGUUGUGAACAUUGUUCUAAAUAUAUCCAUCCACUGGGAGAGGAUUGACAUAGACUUCAGUAGCCUCCUUAAACAUUAGGAUUACAGAAUAACCUUGCAUUCUAGAUUACAUUAUUGAAAUUCAAAGGCAAAUUUAUUGAUACAUAAACACCUUCAAAAUUACAGGUCUGUUUGAUAAUGGCUGCCAUAAUAAAAAUACACAAACCGUUUUGUCAUUUUAAAGCCAUUAUUUCUCAAAAAGAAUGAGUUCUACUUUAAGUGGCCGUUUUAGUUACAUGUGUUAAAAAUGAAGCAGUAUCAGGAUGAGCUCUGUGACCACUAUGGAGGCAGGGACACUGUUGUGUCAUGCCUGCCACAGUGUCUUGAUGAGGCCAGAACCUGGCAAGCACUUGGUGGCAUUAAUAGUCCACCUGAAAAAUCGACAUGAAAGGGGAAAAGAUUCAACACUACUUCUGGCUGCUAAUUCAAAAUUGUUCUAGUGGUGUAGACUUUAUUUCAUAUAUGUUUGUGAUUAAUUAUUCUUUUGUCACACUUCAGCUUGCCAAUUCUGUAACUCCUUGGGAUAUCUUGCUGAGCUUAAUUGCAGCUGCCACUCAUGAUCUGGAUCAUCCAGGUGUUAAUCAACCUUUCCUUAUUAAAACUAACCAUUACUUGGCAACUUUAUACAAGAAUACCUCAGUACUGGAAAAUCACCACUGGAGAUCUGCAGUGGGCUUAUUGAGAGAAUCUGGUUUAUUUUCACAUUUGCCGUUGGAAAGCAGGCAACAAAUGGAGACUCAGAUAGGUGCUUUGAUACUAGCCACAGACAUCAGUCGGCAGAACGAGUAUCUGUCAUUAUUUAGGUCCCAUUUGGAUAGAGGUGACUUAUGCCUAGAAGAUGGCAGACAUAGACAUUUGGUUUUACAGAUGGCUUUGAAAUGUGCUGAUAUUUGUAACCCAUGUCGGACCUGGGAAUUAAGUAAACAAUGGAGUGAAAAAGUAACAGAGGAAUUCUUCCACCAAGGAGAUAUAGAAAAAAAGUAUCAUUUGGGCGUGAGUCCACUUUGUGAUCGCCAGACUGAAUCUAUUGCCAACAUCCAGAUCGGUUUUAUGACCUACCUAGUGGAGCCUUUAUUUACAGAGUGGGCCAGGUUUUCAGACACAAGGCUGUCUCAGACAAUGCUUGGACAUGUGGGGCUGAAUAAAGCCAGUUGGAAAGGACUGCAGAGAGAACAGUCCAGCAGUGAAGACGCCAAUGCUGCAUUUGAGUUGAACUCACAGUUUUUACCUCAGGAAAAUCGGUUAUCAUAACCCUUCAAACAGUGGGGCAGACUGCCUCCUGCAGGAUUUUAGAAAUGUGAAAUGGGGUCUUGAGGUGAGAGAACUUACUCUGACUGCCAAGGUUUCCAAGUGAAUGAUGCCAGCAUUAUUUAUGUCCAAGAUUUUCUCCGUUGUGUCACUUGAACCCACUUUUUAAUUAUAAGACCUGAACACACAGCAAUAUGCUCUUGGCUUUUGUGUGAAACCUUGAAUGUGCAAAGCCCAGCAGGGAACCUGAAAGGAGCGAGGGAGGAGGCUUCUCAAGGUGUGCCACAUGUUUCUCAGAGCAUUUAUUCUUCAAACCAUGAAACUUGAACUGAAUCUUUCAGCAGCAAUCUCUUGGAAUUCAACCAGUCUGAUGCAACCAUGUGUGUCUGUACCUUCCACUAAGUUCUCUCUGAGAAAAUGGAAAUGUGAAGUGCCCAGUCUCUGCUGCCUCUGGCAAGACUCAGUGUUUACAAAUCAACUCUGAAAAUAUUGGUUCUAAAUUGCCUUGGAGCAUGAUUGUGAAGGAACCACUAAAAAAAAAAAAAAAGAAAGAAAAAAAUUACAAAUCAAACUUUGGACUGCAACUCUUCCCCCUGGUUUGCCUUUUUCAUUCUUUGGACGCCACCAAAGCCUCCCAUUUGCUGUAUUUUAUUUUGUGCACUGGAAACUGAGCAUUUAUCAUAGAGUACCGCCAAGCUUUCACUCCAGUGCUGUUUGGCAAUGCAAUUUUUUUUAACUGUUAGUUUUAAUUUGGGGUGGGAGGGGAGAAACAACAAUGUCCUAGCUGUAUUACGAUUCUGCAGUGAAGACAUUGCAUGUUGUUUUCACUACUGUACACUUGACCUGCACAUGCAAGAAAAAGGUGGAAUGUUUAAAACUCCAUAAUCAGCUCAGGGUAUUUGCCAAUCUGAAAUAAAGUGGGAUGGGGAAGUGUGUCCUUCAGAUCAAGGGUACUAAAGUCACUUUCGCUGCAGUGCGUGAGAGGUAUGUUGUGUGUGGAUGUGUGUUUGCGUGCAUGUUUGUGCAUGUAUGACUGUGCAUGUUGUUUAUCCAUGUGGGAAAGGAUUGGAAAUGUAAGCUUUUAUUUAUUAUUUUAGAAUGUGACAUAACGAGCAGCCACACUUGGGGGAGGGGAAGGUAGGUGAACUGUAAAGAUUGCUCCAGUUGCCUUAAACUAUGCACAAAGCUAAGUGACCAAACUUCUUGUUUUGAUUUGAAAAAGUGCAUUGUUUUCUUGUCCCUCCCUUUGAUGAAACCUUACCCUUUGAUGGGCCUUUUGAUGUGAACAGAUGUUUUCUAGGACAAAAUCUAGGGACUAAUUUUAAACUUAAAACAUUCCACUUUUGUAAUUUGUUUUAAAUUGUUUUAUGUAUAGUAAGCACAACUGUAAUCUAGUUUUAAGAGAAACCGGUGCUUUUAGUUCAUUUGUAUUUCCCUUGUUACUGUAAAAGACUGUUUAUUAAUUAUGUUUACAGUUUGUUGCAACAGCCAUUUUCUUGGGAGAAAGCUUGAGUGUAAAGCCAUUUGUAAAAGGCUUUGCCAUACUCAUUUUAAUAUGUGCCUGUUGCUGUUAACUUUUGAUGAAUAAAAACCUAUCUUUUCACAUUUUAUCUUUGAUAUUUACCAUCUAACUCAAUCCUUUGGAAAUCAGUGUUAAAUUACGAGGUAGUUACAGUUAGCUGCGUGGCUCUUGCAUUCGCUCAUCCAUCUUACUUAGAGCUGUGUGCAUGCACCAUCCUCUGGGGUCAUGCACCUUACAAGUGUGCACGCCAAGACCUGGAUGCAUAGUUUGCUCAGAGUCCUUACUAGUGUUUCACAGUAUUGGGCUUAGAGCUAGGCUUUUUGACUCCACAGUCUUUUGUUCCCACAGUUGGGAAUUGUGUAAGACAUCACUUUUUAGGAGUACUAAAAUAAAUACUAGUUGUAUUUAUUUCUAUCAUUGGCCUGUUUAAAGCGAAAUCGUAAGAAACAUCCAUUGAAUUUUUGGUUGGCAUCAAUCAAGAAUGGCCUCACCUGUCUCGUUCCAGGUCCAAUUCAUUAGAAGAGACAAAAUGCAAACUUUAAAGUCAAACAUAAUUUGUCAUUAUUUGUAUAGAAUAAUGAUGUCCGAUGAAAAUGUAAUGGAAGCCACGUAAUAAUUUACUAGUAGCCCCAUAAAGAGAAAAGGAAUUUUAAUAAUUUCAUUUUGAUACAUCUAGUAUUUUAUCAACAUGCUUUACAUUAUUUUUUAGGGGGUGGGUUACUAAGCUUUAGAACGCCAGUGUUUUAUACUUACAAUUCAGACCAGCCAUAUUGCAAGAAAGCCCACAUGUGGCUAGUGGCUACCAUAUUGGACAGUGUGGGUACAAAGAUCUGAGGGUAGCAGAGUUAUUACAGCAGAAGGUCAACUGUCCAGUCAUGAUAUGAAGUGGCGUCACCUUGGCAAAUACGUGUGCAGGGUCCGACAAGGAUCCCUGUAGGCUCACAGACCAUUAUCAGCAUAUGGUGAACUCACAAUAACUGACAUCUUAAAGAACAGUAUCAGCAUUUUGAUUUGCAAUGAGAAAUGUAACUAUCAAUCAUUCUCUCUCUUUAGGCAAAUCUUCUCGAGAAGCCAAAUUACGAACAUCGGUGUACUUGGUGAGGAUGGAUUCUGAGCAAGGGAAGCAGUUUCCUCACACAUCCCUCUCCUUUGUGGGGACAUACCUGGCGGAUGUUCAUGUUUGGGACCAGGGUACUCUAUGCCCCUGGAUGACACUAGAGAUUCUCUGCCAGCAGUUGCUUGUCCCAGUUAGCUGGCAUCCAUUAGAUACAGCAUUACCUUCAACCUUGUUUGAGUGCACCUUGGCUCCUUUCUACCUGUGUGAUUGCUUACUUCUGUGCUGAUCAGUUGUUCUUCUUAAAGUUUAGUACUCCAAGGAUUAGCUUCCUGUUUACAUAUUCUCAAAGACAUACCUCGUUGCUCCCGUUUUCCUGUCUACAUCAAUAAUAAACCCAUUGAAAAGCUGUGUUUUGUUAUAUAUAUGUGGGAAUCACGUUCUAUAACACCGCUUCUUAAACGUGAUCUAUAUUCCCUGAACAUUCAUUUUUCUAAAAAAAAAGACAAAAACUGAGGAAUUCGUUAUGUAUUUAGAUUGUAUUUUUAAUAAAAGCAAUUAUUAAGGGACAAUGCAAAAUUAACAUGAAUUUUCAAAAUAAAUUAGAGACCUCAAAAAAAGUUUGAACAUGCAACCCUGUGGGGCUCCGGGCCUAACACCUAAGUGGUGAAGGAGUCUCUGCUCGGAGGGGUAAAAAUUUCUUGGACAGAAAUUUUUGACAAGUCCUAGUGUAACAAAAAUUGAUUCAUGAUCAGUAUUUGACCUAAGCAAUGGUUUGAAAUGAUCCUCUUUGUAUAAAAGAAAUAAGAAUUACAGGUUUAUAAAGAAUCCUUUAUAAACCUGGCAAUAUCCUUGUUCCUGAGGUACGGGUUACAGGUGCUAAUUCCUUCGAGAUUCUGAAAAGGGUCUCUUUCCAUGCUUUGACUUUUAUUAAACUUACUAUUUUCUUAAAACUGCCACAAGUUUCUAGUGUCUUCAAACUUGUAUCUUAAUAUAUAGUUAAAUUCUCUCCCAAUCAGUAUCUGCCAAUUGAGAAAACAAUGACCAAUAACUUAUAUGAAUUUUUUGCAGGGGGAGGAGGAAUGGAGUUUGAACUCAGGGCCUCAGGCUUUCUAGGCAGGUGCUCUACCACUUGAAUCACUCUGCCAGCCCUUUUUUGUGGUUCCCUUUUUUGCCUGGGCUGGCCUCUAACCGAGAUCCUUUCCGAUCUCUGCCUCCCACCAAAUAGCUAGGAUUAGGAUUUAUAAGCGUAAGUCACCCGUGCCCAGUUUGUUGCUUUUCAAGAAAUGUGCAUACUAGUCACCAUAGCAUCAACAUACAUUUGGAAGAUUUAGAAUAUGUAUGUGGAAGACUUCCUCUGUAGCCACUCCUUGCUAAGGACCUGCAGACAGCCUUCAUCAUUUGGAAGAACCCUAAAGGUCCAUGGUCUAUAGGGGGGGUGACCACUCCUGGGGGGCAGUGAGCUGACAAGGCACAAAGUGGGUCACUGUCUUCCUCAUUACUGUGCUCAGCAUAGGGCUGAUGUAAAUUGGACCAUCAAUAAAUGCUCGUUGAAUAAAUUGGUAUGUAGUUAAUGCAUCCCUCUUUGGUUAUUAGAGUAUCACUAAAUUACUGAAAUUAGUUAUCUGUUUUGUGCUAAAGUGUGACAAUACCUAUUUCUGUUGUAUGCAGUGUGGCACUGGAUAUUAAAAAUUAAAAGGGGUAUUAAAAAUUAUAAAUCACGGUCUCCAUGUUAAAGUGGGUGACAGCAAUGUGUGCAAAGUAUUUGUAAUAUGACAGGUUUUUGAAUUGUAAAAAACUGGUAGUGUUUAGGAGAAUGAUUUAGUGAAUGAUGAAAAUGACACCAUUUCUAGUAACUUUUUUGUUAAGAUCUAAAUCACUUAGCUUUCAAAUUUGAGUCUAAAACAUAGUUUUAAGUAUUCAACAUGGUGCUUUUGGUAAAACACUUAGUACAUUUUAAAAUUGUAUGCCUACACUUUGUAAGUUGUCCUGCAGUCCAUCCUGAGUCUAGUAGGAUGGCAGGAGAAGAGAAAUACUUCCAUCUUUGGUAUUAGAUUUCUUGUUGGCUGUUAUUUAAAACUGAAAUAUGGUGACUUAGUCUACUGUGGCUUUCCAACUGGUCCCAUCGUCAAGUCUUUGUUAAGAAGGUCCAUCUUGUACUUAUCUUUAAACUAUGCAUUUGAGGUUUUUUUUAACAUAAAUUUGAAAUAUUUCUUCAUUGUUGAGAUA
Molecule: messenger RNA, 6141 nt
Organism: Castor canadensis (American beaver)
Lineage: Eukaryota; Metazoa; Chordata; Mammalia; Rodentia; Castoridae
Source: RefSeq, a predicted model, not a curated record